Messenger RNA from Helianthus annuus (common sunflower), 1185 nucleotides. RefSeq lists its product as uncharacterized. The record is from RefSeq and is a predicted model, not a curated record. Bases 87 to 965 code for a protein of 292 amino acids. NCBI's taxonomy places the organism in Eukaryota, Viridiplantae, Streptophyta, Magnoliopsida, Asterales, Asteraceae. The transcript has 6 exons.
CUGUAAAAAAACGUGUGAAGGAUAUAUUUGACCAAUGUUAUAAUGGAGAUUGGGUCACAUUUAAAAAGAUCCCACAAAACGUUAGAAUGCGUUUGUUUGAUCGCUUUCGGACCAAGUAUAAAUGGAAUCCCCGAGCUGAGCAGGCCAUAUAUGACACAUUUAUCGACCUGAUCAAAGACCGCUUUAGAGAUAACAUGAAAACUUUGAGAGAAUUAUCUAAACAGAUGGCUAAGGAGGCACAUCGUGAACUACCAGAUGAAGGAUACGAUAUUGGUAUCCUACGUGAAUUUCCACCUAAAGGGAUUCCCCUUGAGAAAUGGCACAGAAUGUGUGCGCAUUGGAACACCGAAAAAUGGCAAAAAAAGUCAAUAGCCGGGAGAGCAAACCGCAAAAAUGACUUGUGCCGUCAUACAGGCGGGUCAAUACGAUUUGAUCAACAUCGUAUCAACUUGGACAAAGAAGAGGGUAAAACAGUUGGAUACAAGAAAGUAUUGUUACAGACCCACGCCACUAAGAGGUGCAAAAAAAUGUUACAAGAUGGGGUGAUAAGUGAAAAUGAUUUUGCGUCGUUGGAGUUUGUUACCGACCGUGCAAAGCGUUCAUAUGUCGCAUACUCGCAACAACUUAAAGAUUUGUAUGGGGACGUGGAUUGCGAUGAUUUAGACUUGUGGAAAAGUUUGCAUCCUAAGUGUAAGGGUCGCAAGAUGUUCGGGAUAGGAUCUUCUGAUCCUGAUUUUCUGGUGACCGGAAAAAAAUCAUCUACAAUUUGCGGUUCUAACGAUGAUGCCCGACACUCGCAAGAGCUUCAAAAAGUUCAGGCGGAGCUAGAAAGAGAACGUGAGGCUCGACAAAACAUAGAAGCCCGUUUCGAACUAUUUCAACAAGAGCUUGAAAAAGAGCGGGCCGACCAAGACGAAUGGCGAAAAAAUAUGGAAGAAUUGGUGAAAAACAUCGGAAAGAAGUAAACAAAGCUCUCGUUUUGUUAAGUAUUAGAAUAUUGGAUUAGUUUUGAAUCAAAAAACUUGCUCUUAAUUAGGAUUUUUUUGUGUGUUUUGGAACUUUUGGAAUGUUUUAGACUCUUGCUUGUUGCAAAUGUUUUGGAAUGUUCUAUAAUUUUCUUGCAAUUUUUUUGGAAUAUUUUAUAUUUUGCUGCAUUUUUUUAUACAAAAAAUGGUUUUUUUAAAA